AUGACCAAGAACAAAUUAAGAGGACAGAAGUUCAGGAAUGUAUUUCACAUAGCCAGCCAAAAAAACUUUAAGACUAAAAACAAAGAAAAACCAAUUAUUACUAAUCUUAGGAAGAUGAACAUUGUGAAUGAUGAAACAAUUAACCAAGUGAAUAAAGGUUUUGUGAACCUACAGAAGGAACUUGCACACUUCUCAAAAGACCUUUCUCUGGAACUUCUGCAGAAAGAACUGAGUCCUUGGCAUCAUGAAAAUGAACCAGUUAAUGUUGACAAGGCCAAGAGAUUAAUGGCUCAGUUUUAAUACAAUGGUGAUGCGUCAAAUUCCCCUUAAAAGUUCAGUAAAUUAAAUGUUUCAUACAACUACAACAAAAACAAAGCAUAUUAGAAGUAGCUGCCUUCUGCACUUCAUGGUGCUUGGAGGUGGCCUUUCCUGAUGAGGUUCAGGCAGCAGGCAGUUGCUAACUCCAAGAUUGUUAGAGGGCUGUGAGAAACCCAGACUUCUGGGGGUAAGGCUGCUGCCAUUCUCUAGUCUUCCAUCUACUAGGCUGAUUCCUGGAGUAGCAUCCAGCAGAUGCCAAAGUCACUGCAGUUCCAGUACAUAGCAAAGGAGCCACAAAAUAGAUUGAUUUUGUGAAGAACAUCUUAUUUCCUUAAAUUAAAGAAAACACUAAGAAUAUUUGCAGGCAAAAACACAUCUUCCCUCUUGGAAAGAAAAGGAGUGCCAGCAGAAUGUAAGUCCUUUUAGGAAACAGGCCUGAAGAGGAUUCCCACAAGGAUGGGACUAUUCUGAUCCCUACAGCUUGGGAAUAGGGCAGACGUCCUACAACAGAUGAACCAGGCUGUAGCAGAUAAUGCGUUUUGGCCACUGUUUCUGAAAUAGCUAUAGGGCUACAUUGGGGUAGAAACAUUCAGAGCUGGGCAUAAGAAAGCAGAAUUCUUUGAAUAUGUAGUUACAGCAUUCAGUAAAUGGAGAUUUAAAUGAAAGUAUUUAUUCUCAGUGUAGUGACACAAAGGCUAUUUGGGCAUUCU
This is a messenger RNA of Sciurus carolinensis (gray squirrel), 1028 nucleotides long. Its product is annotated as ribosomal biogenesis factor-like. Gene Ontology annotation, cellular component: nucleolus. The record is from RefSeq and is a predicted model, not a curated record. Gene Ontology annotation, biological process: ribosome biogenesis. Lineage: Eukaryota; Metazoa; Chordata; Mammalia; Rodentia; Sciuridae. The transcript has a single exon. Bases 1 to 300 code for a protein of 99 amino acids.